Messenger RNA from Caenorhabditis elegans, 834 nucleotides. NCBI's taxonomy places the organism in Eukaryota, Metazoa, Nematoda, Chromadorea, Rhabditida, Rhabditidae. The record is from the annotation of a RefSeq genome assembly.
AUUGCCUGCUCAUUCACCGACAUUCAUCUAACCCUUCUCAUGCAACCAGUCCCCCUGUACCCAAUAAUGGGCGGGUACGCCCUAGGUAUCCUGCCAAUCAAUUUUGAAAUUUCUUUUCAUUUUUGCAUGACCCUGUUAAUUUUUCUAUACAUUUAUCAAAUUGCUAGCAUGAUUCUUUGUUUCGUGCGGAAGAAUCAGUUGAUAGCCGGGAAGUUCAAAAUUUUUUCAAUACCUACACCAGUUACCGUAAUUCUUAUUGGUUUUCUUAUAGGAUAUGUGGUAUCGGUAGUUGGUGUGUAUUAUAGUUUGAGUAUUCCGGAAGAGGAGAAGAUACAAUUUGUGGAAGAGAACUUUCCCCAAUACCUUCUCUCCUUCCACACUCUUCCCAACUUUUCCAUAUAUCAACCCAACUCCAUGUUCCUUAUUAUGGUGAUUACUGCUGUCACGGGCGGUGUCCUAGCCUUUAUGUUCUUCUUGGCAGUAUUACUGAACAUUUUUCGAAUGCUCCGUUUUAUAAAAAUCCAAGUCUCAAGAAGCACCUUCAAUCGACACAGGGCAGCCGUAUGGAGCUUGAUUGCUCAAUUCACUACUUCAAUAAUUUGCUUUUUGCCGCCAAUAUCCCUGGUUUUUGUGUUAUUUUUCGAGCUUCCGCAUGCUCAGGUGAUCGGUGAGCUUCUUCUCGUCGUCGCCUGCCUCCACUCGCCGGCCAACGUGACAGUACUAACGAUCACAUUUCCUCCAUAUCGAACAUUUGUCGUUGAUACUAUAUUCAGAAAAAGUUUGGGACCGAUUCCUACAAAGUCUUCAGUGCUGGUUUCACAUGUGGACAAGUGA